AUGUUGGAAGAAAUGGAUGGAUUUAAAAAUAAAAAUAUUUCUCGGUUGUGGGAAAUUAGUAACAUAAAUACAACAAAUUGCACACCGGCAAUGGAUCCAAAUUGUGAUGGAUAUAAUUCAAGUGCAGAACUUAAUGAUAGUAUGGUGAAAGUUGUGGUGCCUGUAUUUUUUGGCCUAAUUGGUUUCCUUGGACUCGUUGGUAAUUCACUUGUCGUAAUUGUUGUUGCAUUAAAUCCUGGAAUGAGAUCAACUACUAAUAUUUUGAUUAUUAAUUUGGCUAUUGCUGAUUUACUAUUUGUUAUAUUUUGUAUACCAUUUACUGCUACGGAUUACGUUCUUCUGUAUUGGCCAUUUGGUGACACUUGGUGCAAAAUUGUUCAGUAUCUUAUUAUUGUCACGGUAUGUGCCAGUGUCUACACCCUCGUUUUGAUGAGUCUAGACAGGUAUCUGGCAGUUGUACAUCCAAUAGCUUCUAUGACUGUGAGAACAGAAAACCACGCCUUCUUAGCGACUUGUCUCGCGUGGCUAAUUAUUCUAACUGCGUCUAUUCCAGUGCUUAUUAUCCACGGUGAGAUUUAUCCAUCAUUACAGCGACCAGGUGAUAAAUCAAAUCAAAUGUUUUGUCGAAUUCGCCUUGACGACUGGGUGGUUUUCCAAGUUACAUUUUUUUUAUUGAGCUACGUGAUCCCUUUAACUCUCAUAUGUGGUCUCUACAUAUGCAUGCUAGUAAGGCUGUGGCGAGGAGCACGUACGAGUGCUGAAAGUCGACGUGGUAGAAGGAGAGUUACUCGGCUUGUAAUUGUUGUGGUUGGAGUUUUUGCUUUUUGUUGGUGUCCUCUUCAGUUAAUAUUAGUCGCGAAAUCAUUAAACUUCUAUCCUCUAACAACGACGUCGGUGAUGAUUCAAAUAGCGAGUCAUGUAUUGGCAUAUAUGAAUAGCUGUGUCAAUCCAAUUUUGUAUGCUUUCUUAAGUGAAAACUUUCGUAAAGCUUUUAGAAAAAUAAUUUACUGUAGGCCAAGAUAUAAUCCCCAAGGUCUUGGUCCUCCUACUAAAACUACAAGGGCUGCUAGUAGUGGCGAUAUUCUUUAGUUCAAACGGAAUAAAGGGAUAGAUGAAGAAAUUCCAAUAACACGUACAUCAUACAUGAGCAUGAGAAUAUAAUUCCAAAGUCCUUUCUCUCAUACAAUAGAUAUAUAGAUAAACAACUGUAGUAUCGAAAGGACAUAUUCCUCUAUAGUAGACAUGAUAACGUGAUAGCACGUUCUCCAAUCGUGUUAAACCAUCUCGAGCAAUUUGUCCAUUUGACGUGAUUUAAUCAUACUCAACGAUUCUCAUUUAUGAUACUUGAAUUAUUGCAAUCUUGUGUAUUGAAAUAUUUUCAUUUUAUAAUAAAGUGCACGGAACAAAAAAAAAAACAGAAUAUUAAUGUAGCAAAAAACCGGAAUUUAUUUUUAAUAAUUAGUGAACGAAAUAUUAAAAAUUAAUAAAGAAUAGUGAAAUGUAAAAUUUUUUAUCCAACAUUAGUAUUGCUAUGUAUUUGAUACAAAAUCGUUUACUAAUUUGUAUAGAUUCACUGCUUUGUAAGAAAAAUUAUUUUCGAAAAUGUUCGAAAAAAGUGAACGUCAAAAUUUGAGACGAUUCUGAACUUUAAGUUGAUCAUCUUUUGGGUUUUCAAAAAAAUUCAAAAGUAAAAGAAAUUUUCGAUCUCUUGACCUCGUUCUUGAACAGUUCUGAUAAAUAAAAAAUCAUCUAUAAUUCGUAUUUGAACAUUUUUUUAAAAUGUUUUCAAACCAGCAUAAUUCUCAAAUCGAAUUUUUUCGCUUAAGAAGUUUCGAAAAAUCUGCCGGGGAAAUAUUCAGUUGAAAAUUUGUUUGUAAUCAUGAAUUUUGUUAAAAGAUGUACCUGAAGAUCGAAACGUUUUUUGCUCAACGAAAUGUAAAAAAAUUUAUGUAAUUUGACUUUAAAGGUGACUUAAAGGAUAGUUAGGGGUGGCCUGGAAUUUUCGGCUGCCGUGUGAAACUUUUCAGAAAUCAAGAUCCAGUAGAUUUUUUACUUUUCGUUUUGUAUUUUUAUUUCCGCUCCGGGAAAAACGUUCUGAUCUUCAGGUACAUGUUAAAAGUUCAAAAAAUGAUUAACUCUUAAUUCUGAAAUGUUCAAAAUUUGGAAAUUCAUUCUUAUAAACAUAUUAUGGAACAUUUUUCAAAGAAAUGUUUUUUUGGCAUGCCCUGUAGUAUACUAUACACUAUUUUAAAAAAUAAAUGAAUAUCAUUGCUUUUAGACAUAAAUUUAUGAUAUAGGUUUUCUCAUAUAUUUUAAAUUUUGAUAUAAAUGUUUACCGUUUUUAGAUGAAUUAUGGUUCCAGUUUAUAAUUUUUAUGUAGAUAUUAAUAUUAAGUCAGAAAUAUACUUCGAACUAAUAAAUUUCCGAGCCCCAGUUUCUUCCGUGUUAACAUAUAUGUUUAUUUUUUUUAAUUUUACUGUACUAGUAUUACUUUUUAAGAAAUUACUAAAUGACUAAGUCUGACUAAAUAACGUAUCAAUUUUUUUUUUUUAUAUUAUUUAUUUUUUUUUUCGUUAGUUACUUUCUUCCCUCUUUUUUUUGCCGCAAUAAAUCGGCGCAAUCAGAUAGGUAGAGAACGGCGUUGCCGUUGCGAGAGUUACCAAGGGAUUUAUUUUCCUAGGAUAUCAGUGGAUGUAGAGAGUAAAGUUAAGCAGAGUAAAACGUAAAAAAAAAAAAAUAAAAUAAAGUUAAAUAAAAUAAAACAGAAAGUGAUGAAGUAAUCCACAUUUUUUUUCUCUUUUAUAAGAAGGAUUAUUUUCCUAUAUAUAUUUUCCGAAGGGUAUUUAAAUUUUCACAUACUUGUUGAUAGAGAUAAAGGGAAAUAUUAUACUCCAUCAUCCAGAAAUAUAUUACUUUUAUUUUAUUUUUAGUAGUAAAUAUGAUUAUUUAUUUUUUUGGAUACUGUAACUCAUCGGCUUGUAACCAAGACAGCAAAAGAGGAAUUUGGAUUUGUUUUUAAUCUCUCGGGAAUCAAAUGAACUCGUUAAAUUGUGAAUCUAUAGAAAUACUAUACUUUUUUUUUUAAUUUAAUUAUCUUAAGUAAUCACUAAACUAAUUGAUUUUUAUUCAAUUAAUUUUAAUAGAAUAUUUCAUGAAAAAUAAAAGUUAUCCCAAGAAAACAUAAUUUAGAUCUAAAGUGAUCUCAAUUCUGCAUACAGUUAAGAUCUACGGAGAUCUGGUUCUUCCAUUUUCAGAUUUACGAUCAAGCCAAAUUGGCGAUCGGUAGCCGCUACCGAUUAUUUCGGAAACAGUUACCGAGCUGGUACCGAUUUCAAUCGGUAACGGCUACCAAAAUAAUCGGUAGCUUUUACCGAUUUUUUAGAAUCAGUUACGUACACACACGCACACACACGCACUCGCACACACGCGCGCUCGCACACAUGCACAAACGCACAGACACACACACAUACACGCACACACAUGCACAUACACGUGCACUCAAGCACACUCGUACACUCGUACACACAUCUCGCGUGUAACAUCCCUCAGAAAUAUUUUUUUGAUGUCCACUGACAUUCGUCAGUAGAAAUAAUCGGUUACCGUUACCGGAAUAAUCGGUAGCUGUUACCGAAAUAAUCAAUACCAGCUACCGAUUAUUCCCGUAACAGCUACCGAUUAUUUCGGUAGCCGUUACCGAUUGAAAUCGGUAGCUGUUACCGAAAAGUAAUUGGUAGCAGCUAUUAUAUAAUAUUACCGAUUAUUUUUUUCCGUGUACAUAACAUUCACAAAUUCUUCGUAUUACGGGAAUCAUUACCAUAAUAUUAUAGUAAUGGUUCCCAUAUUGUCAUAGUCAAAGUUAUCAUACAUUAUGGGAAUCAUUACCAGAAUAUAUGGUAAUGCUUACCCUCAUAUGAUGGUAAUAUUUCACACAUAUCAUCGACGCAGUUUCCACAAUGUACAGGGUUUAUUCCCAUACGCACCUUAAAACCGUUCAAAUGUGGAUACAGGAUUUUAUUACUAUGUCACUCUAUUACCAUACGAUAUAGGAAAUUUUAUCAUAAUUAUAAGAAUUAUUCGCAUAAUUAUAAAAACUUUUCUCGAAAAUAGACGUAUAUCCCAUAACUCUCAGUAAUUAUUACCAUAAAAUUACAGGCUUAUGUUUUAUAACCGUACUAGGAACAGUUACCAUAAUUUUCUCUCCGUGUAGAACUAAAUUACGGAAAAGUCCGAUUUUCUAAGAUCUAAUUACAUUUAAAUUAUUUUCCUCAAGUAUUAUUCGCUUACUCGACAUUGCGCGUUAGUAAAUGUGAAAAUAAAUGAAGUUAAAUUUUUUUGUGUAACACUAAGUCGUUACAGAUUCUACCGCAGUAAAAUGUAGAUAUUUUUCAGCAGCUUUAGUUUAAGAGUUUUUUUCACAAAAAAAGUCCUCUUGAGUCGAUGGCUUCUUUGAGACUUACGUAGGCUAUAAGUCAUAUGUAGUAAAGUUUAGUGGGAGUGUCGUACAUAGGAAGUGCAAGUCAGAGAAUCGCGGCAAUAUAAUAGAUCUUCCAUUUUUUUUUUCUUUUCUUUUUUCAGAUUAUUUUCAUCCUACACCUAUAGAAAAGUGCUUUACUAUAUAUGUACUCUCUAGAGCAUCCGUACUAGUUUAAAAAGUUGACUGGCAAAGUUUCACAUCAACAAUUGACGAUAAAUACUGUGAUUUAGUAGAAAUCGAUGAACUCAAAAAAUAUUUAUUUAUAUUUAUAUCAUUUUUCUAUAAUUUUAUUUUCAAAUCAAAUGACGUCAUAAUCAAUCGUUGCUAUAAAUAGUCGAUGUAUGUAAUUAACCUCUGGAUCUAAGGCUUACGCAGGUCAUUAUCAGGCGUUAAUUUUGGUUUACGGUCUCCUUGAUAUUGAUAUGAAACCUUCCGUAUUGCGAUCGUAUCAAAUAUCCUCAGGCUAUUAUCAUCUUCCACAUUCAAGAAUUAAAUUGCCUUCCCAUCUGUUCGUAGUUAUGUACUAUCUUAAUCUAUCCCUUUAAUUUUUACAUUAUUUCUAAAAAAUUACUAUUGUUGUGUCAUUACAAUUGUCAUGAAAAUCAAUAGAUUUUUUAUUCCGUCUUUAAUUAUUUUUUAUGAAAUCAUUUUUUUUUUUUAAUAUUCAAAUAAAUUUAAAUUAAGUAUAAAUAAAAAAUAUUGGAAUUUGUUAGUUUUAUUACCAAACAAUGCUCGCAUAACUGAAUUGAUGAAAAUGUCAAAAAAUUUUUGUGGUAAAUUAUUUUUCCAUUGAAAUAUUAAAAAUGUCAGAAUUUUUUUUUUUAUUAAAUUCUAUGUUUGUUGUUAUAUUAAAUGUAAUAUAUGUAUAGCAUAUCUAUAAAUAUAUUACAAAAUUCUUUAAAAUAAUAUUUAAUAAAAAUAUCGCGUUACUAAUUUCGAAAGGAUAUUUGACAUAUUUUUGUACGCCCGUUUAGCUUGAGGCAGCUUUUUAAAGACAGCGGGGUUGUCAAUUUUCUUUUUAUUACCAAUGGUUUUGUGGACUUAUUUUAUAACUAAAAAUUGAAUAAAAAAAAAAAAAAUUGAAAGUCAAAAGGGCGUUAAGUCCUUUUGGAAUUAGUAUACUAAUAGAAGGAUUUCUUAGUUUUUAAGAAAUCAUUUCUUAAAUAUCAUUUCUUUGUAUUUAACAAAUAUUUCUUACUAUUUAAGAAAUAGGGUAGAAGUACCGUUUUUGGUCACUUUAGGGCCAAUUUUGGCCACUUAGAAUUUUUGAAUAAAAUAAUUUAUAAAAUACGCAACAACGUAAUUCAUUUUUUUAAAUGUGUUCGAAGAUAUUUUUAUCACACUAUUGCAACGAAAUUUUUUUUGAAUACGGUUUCAUUAUUUAAAAUAAAGUAUUAAAUGUCCAAAAAUGCAGCAGUGGCCUACCCUAUUUGUUAAAUACAAAGAAAUGAUGUUUAAGAAAUGAUUUCUUAAAUGCUAAGAAAUAUUUUUAAAUACUAAGAAAUCCUUCUAUCAGUAUACACUGAAAAAUUUGUAGAGUAAGCGCGGAGUGGAUGACUAUUUAUUUAUUUAAUCCCCUUAGAGUGAAAUUAACUCCAAAGGUGAGUUUAUUUGAAUAUUAAAAGUGAAAAUCGGAGUGAAUGUGGGUGGAAAUAAUAUCAAGAUCCUCCCGAAAUCACUCCGAUGAAAAAACAAACUCCCUAUUCACUCCGUAUACGGAGUGAUUUUUUUACUCCGGGAUUCCAAGUGACGGAGUGAAUUCAGAUUAAAAUAAAAUCCGUAAUCACUCCCGAUUUUCACAGCGUAACGCGAUAUAUUUUUAUUAUUGUGUGUUUUCGAAAAAAUUUAUGUUAUAAAUAUAAAUAAUAAUAAAUAAGUAAUCAUUUAAAAUUGCAGUGGAAAAAAGCUUUAACAAUUUUUUUACAUAUUUAAGAAUAAAUUAGUCGAUUAAAAUGAUUUGUAAAUUUUUUAGUUAAUACGAAAAAAUGUAUAGCGUUCAUCAGUGUAAAUUUUCUCGUUUAUUCUGACAGUUUAUGUUGGAAAAAUAAAUAUCAAAAGAAUUAUUUUAGUUGAAACGUAUUUUACAUGAAUAUGAUGGUCGCUAUUUUUUCCAUAUUAAAACUUAAUUAUGCAAUGUGAGACAAAAGUGCGAAUGUCAAUUAAUGUAUAAUCUAGAGUAAUUUAAAUGUAAAUAAAAAAAAUUAUGCCCGUAAAUUUAUGAAACAAAAAUUAACGAAUUUAAAAUUGUUACAUUAUAAUUAACAUUAAAAAUUAUCAGCUGCGUAAUUAAAUGUAAAUUGUAUUAGAGUUAAUUGUUAAUUUUAUUUAUAAAUAUAUAUCAAUUAUAAAACCUAUAUUAUUAAGUAAAAAAAAUUAUAUUGAGUAAAUAGAAUAUAAAUAUUAUAAAAAAUGAGUAUUUUAAAAUUUAUCAAAUGACAGAAUGAUUUCAUAAGAAAAAAAUUGGAAGAUAAAUUGAAUCGAAUAUCGAAUCGGCGGAUGACGGCUCACGAGCCCCAGCCUCUUCCGCUUGACUGUCGAUGGUAAAUUCAAUGUCAGUUAUAAAACACUAAUCUUUUCGACAUAUAGAUUUUUUUUUGUUUUUUUUUUUCUUUUCUUUUGAAUUUAUACUUAAAUUAUAUAAAUAUCUUGUAGUCAUGUGGAAAUUUUAGGGGAGGUUUAAAUAAGAUAAACUGUUCAAGUAAGAUGAACUAUAUACGAAUUAUAAAUACGCUCUAAAUUCCAUAAAUAAUAUAUAAAAAAAUUUAAAGUAUAAAUUAAAAUAAAAUAAAUAUAUUUUUUUUGUUAUCGAAAAUAAACAAAAAUUUCUAUUUGUGAAAAUGAAUUUUUCAAUCUGUAUAUAUUCCACUGUAACUUCAUUUAAAACCAAUCAAAAAUUCCAUAUAUUUAAUAAAAAUCUAUCAACGACAUUUCAUCAUAAAAAAAGUUGAAUGGAAUAAACAAAAUCCAUUACUGGAAAAUUUUUUAUUAUCACGGUAUGCCAAUCAAAAAAAAAAGAAACAAUACUCCAGUGCAUUAAAUGUAUUCAUCGAUAAACAAUAAAAAGUUACGCAUGUUAUUCGAGAUUGUAUAUUGUAAAUUUUAAUGCAUUUUUUUUUUGUAUUCUUUGUGUAAAUAUAUCUUUUUUUUUUUAAAUUCAUUUAUUCAUAUUUUCUAUUUUAUUCAACAAUUGAAUGCCUCGGGACGUUAAAUUUAUUAUUAAAAGUAAAUUGAAAUUUAUAUGAAAAAAAUUAACUGAAAAAAGGAUAGAAAUGAAUAAAUAAAAAUACAACAGAUAUACACAAAUCCAGAUGUCUGAUGAAAAAGUCAUUUUUAGUGUAAAUAUAAAACGUAACCGUUUAUUAAAGUAAAAUUAGAAAAACUGACGCUUAAUAGUAUAGUGUGUGACAAGGGAUGGAAUAAGACGAUUUCGGACUAAGGUGAAGUUGGCUGCCCGAACCGUAGUCUGAAAUCGUGUUUCGUCUUGUGUCAUACACCAUAUUUUUCAUGAUAAAUAUGAUAUGAAGACCAAUGGUGUGAUCAACUAGUAUCAUUAGCAUAAAUUGUCAUUUGCAAUUUAUAAUUAAGAGGGGUCUGAACUUUUUUCUCUAUCACACUCAAGUCGACGAACGGUACUAUCCUUGUUGUACUUACGCGGUAAAUCGAAAGUUUGUCCACGUUUUUCUCUUAAACAGGUAAAUAUUUUUGAAAAAUGAAAUCGUAGAUCGAUUAUAGAGUAAUGUGUCGAGCCUCGUUCUCAAUUUCGCGUUUAGAGGUUUUGUCUGAGAGCAAAGCUUGGACAAAAGUUACUACAGACCCUCCUUAAGCAGAAACUAUAAAUACUACUCAUUAUUCACACUAAGUUUUAUAAAAAUAAAUAAUAGUAUAUUACACAUCAAAGGAUAAUCGCCUACCCGAACUGAAUGCGAAGGCGGCAAACACUUGGAUGGGGACGUCUUACCAUCCUUCGUAGUGCAUAUACUAUUUUUUGCUAGAUCUACACCUGAAAGCUUCAAUUUUUGCCUCUUUGCAGGAAGAAUAGCGCAUGCGCUAAUUUUUAUAAUUUGUUUUCUUAUGAACAAAAGAACGAAAAAUUUACUGUUUAUUUUUUCUUAUUUGGAAAAGUCGUUCAUCUUACUUGAAUUUAUGGACAUUUUUAAAUAUUAUCUUAUUUUAAUACAGUACGAAUAAAUUAGUCUAAAAAUGGUAUUUGACGUAAAAAUAUAUUAUAAAAAUAUAAUGAUGCAUAUU
Microplitis mediator is the source of this 8722-nucleotide messenger RNA. RefSeq names its product allatostatin-A receptor-like (gene AstA-R1). Lineage: Eukaryota; Metazoa; Arthropoda; Insecta; Hymenoptera; Braconidae. The coding region runs from base 1 to 1089 and encodes 362 amino acids. Gene Ontology annotation, molecular function: G protein-coupled receptor activity. Gene Ontology annotation, biological process: G protein-coupled receptor signaling pathway. Gene Ontology annotation, cellular component: membrane. The transcript has 5 exons. The record is from RefSeq and is a predicted model, not a curated record.